Molecule: messenger RNA, 2909 nt
Organism: Phyllopteryx taeniolatus (common seadragon)
Lineage: Eukaryota; Metazoa; Chordata; Actinopteri; Syngnathiformes; Syngnathidae
Gene: gcnt7
Product: glucosaminyl (N-acetyl) transferase family member 7
Exons: 4
Coding region: 1315-2667 (450 amino acids)
Cellular component (GO): membrane
Molecular function (GO): acetylglucosaminyltransferase activity
Source: RefSeq, a predicted model, not a curated record
AUGAGUUGUCUUGAUGAUGAGAAAAGACAGCUAUACUGCCUCACAGGUAACAUUUUUUUAUGUUUUUGCUAUUUGUGCACUAAGAAUACAUCUUGAAAAGGAAAUGUGAGAUUACUUUAAUUUCACUAAAAACAUGUCCACUUGGCAUGGUGCUACGAGUUUGACUUGCAAAUAAGUCACUGUGAGUAUAUCAAACCACAGGUGCACUUCAAUAAAUUAGAAUGCUGUAGGUGACUUCAUUGUAUUGCAGCAUUGUAAUUCCAAAAGUGAAAAAAAAGUUUAUCCAACACAAGAAAAUACUUUUUAGAAGGACAAUUUCAACAGUUCCAUAUGACAAUCUUUUUGACAGCUUCGUAUUUAACAUUCUAAUUUCUUGGAGAUGGUAAAAUGUGGGUUUUUGUUCAUGGUAAGCUAAAAUCAACUAAAAAAUAAAUAAAAUCAGAAAACUGCUUACUCUAUGUAGUCAAUAGAUGAGUUUUCAAAUUAAACUACAGAAAUGCAUGACGUUUUCUAUCAAGAUGCACCUGUACUGCCCACAAUUCCAUGCUUAACCCUCUCCAAAUCCAAACUCAGGACACAUCUAAUCCGGACUGCCUAUUCACUUUAACAUUUCCCAUAUCAUUUGCCAUUUUAAUUGAUGUUUAAUGUUCUGUUAUUUUAUUGUAUUGCUUGAUUACAUUUAACAAUGUUUGUAUGGUGACAUUGUGCGGCAUGAAAGGUGCCCAUAAAUAAAAUGAAUUAUUUUUAUUAUUAUUAUUAUUAGUAAAUUACAGAGGCACAUGUCCUGCAGCCAAUCAUACUGCAGCAGGGCGUGUAUGUGUCGAUAACGUGUGUAGGAUUCAUAAUAACGCUACAAGAGGAGCCCGCUAAACAUGGUUUCUACAUUUGGUCAUGUGACGUUCCCAACGCAAGUGCGAGAGCAGUUGUAACGUUAAUUUCGGUUGACAGCAGAGGGCGACAUUGCUCAACAAGGCGGUCCCCUGAGAGUGAUAAAAAUUGAUGAAUAAAUGUUUCUUAUUCCACCAACGCAAUAUUUAUCUACAUAUAGUCUCGAUUUUUUUUUUUUCAAUUUAGUACCCCUUUAAUCUGCUCUGACUGUGGUGUUCUUCCUUAAAAACAUGAUUAACACUGUUAAAUCUCUACUAAGCUUAAUAAAUUACACUUCACAACUGUAGGGGGAGUCCCAAAGGGAGGGGAAAAAAAAAGCCCAAGUUUCUUACUCCUAAUACAUACAGAGGCUCAUUUUAUCAAUUAGCACCAUCCUACAUAUUUGACCUUCUUCAAAAGCUCCCAUGAGGCCUGUUAAUUUUGGCUAUGUGGUGUCUCCUUUGCAGUUUCUAUGGCAGCAACGCUAUCAGUACGACAGCAAGAAGGUUGAUUAUGUGCAGGUUUAGGGUGAUCCAGUGCAGCUUCCUGUUGUGCCUUGGGAUGAGCGUCACAGUCUUUUUGGUUAUGUACUUGACGGGAAUUACGCCAAAAGAGCCCCCGGUGCCAGUACUGCCACCGUGCCGCCCCUUCUCCGCCGACUGCCGAGCUUUUCUUCCUGCCGCUGACGGACGGAUGAAAUGGCAUCGGCGUGACUGUCAGAUAGAAAGAUACAUUACUGACAACAAGCUUCAGUGCUCUAAUUUGAUGAGAGACCUUCACUUCAUCACAAGACCUCUGAGCCGCGAGGAGGAGGACUACCCGCUGGCGUACAUCCUGACCGUUCACAAAGAGCUGGAGCUUUUAGUUCGGCUACUGCGCGCGAUUUACGCGCCACAAAAUGUCUACUGCAUUCACGUGGAUGCCAAGGCUCCACAGGAGUACUGGGCAGCUGUGCAGAAGCUGGUGGGCUGCUUUAAAAAUGUCUUCCUGUCCAGGCGCAGCGAGAUAGUCACCUACGCUGGCUUCUCGCGCCUGAAGGCAGACUUGAACUGCAUGACCGAUUUGGCCGCGUCCGAGGUCGGCUGGAGGAAGGUGGUCAAUCUGUGCGGGCAGGACUUCCCGCUCAAGAGCAAUCUGGAGCUGGUGCGCUACUUGCAGAGCAAAGAGUGGCGGGACAGGAACAUGACGCCGGGGAUUAAGCAGCCGGCACAUAUAAGUAGCAGGACGAAGCUCCGAUACGAGGAGAUUGUCGGUUCACACGUAGCGCUCAUCGGGUCGGGAGUGAAGAAAGACCCGCCUCCUCACAACCUGCAAAUAUAUUUUGGGUCGGCCUACUAUGCGCUGACAAGAGGGUUUGUCGACUUUGUUCUUGAGAGCCACAAAGCCUGUGACCUCCUGGAGUGGUCCAAGGACACAUACAGUCCGGAUGAACACUACUGGGUCACGCUCAACCAAAUUCGAGAGGCACCAGGCAGCAACAUAGGUGGUGGCUGGAAAGGAGACAUCCGGGCUAUCAAGUGGGCGGAACAUGAAGGAAAGGUGCACAACGGCUGCAAAGGUCGUUAUGUGCGACAAAUCUGCAUCUACGGCAUAAAGGACCUGCCGUGGCUCAUCGAGAAGAACAGCAUGUUUGCCAACAAGUUUGAGAACCACUUCUUGCCCGAGGCACUGGACUGUCUGGAGCAGUGGCACAGGAACAAAAUGCUGAGCAAUGCGACCGUUCCCAUAGAGUCGUCAUGGCUGCUGGCCACACAGAGCAUCCAGAGCAGCGGCAACCGCGACAAGUACGCCGCUGCAUGAAAUCACGGCUUGUAAUGCUGUCCCGGAUUGUUCAUUCAGGGGGUGACCAAAAUAGGAAAUCAAGGGAUGAUGCGCAUUGUUUACCAUUCAUACUGUUUCAGGUCAAUUAUUGUAAAGAGUGAUUUUUGUUGUCUGAAUAAGGCAAAACUGGAAGGUCCACUCACCUUGUGGCAGAUUUCAGUCUUGACCUCCUUGAGGGCACGGUCCGAGAAAACACAACCACACGUUUGUAGGUAACAGAA